AGUAUCAGCCAAAGUCCCAAAGUGGAAGGCUGGUGCGCAACUAACUGUGAUCGUAACCCCCCCAAAUUCCCCCUCUACCACUACCACCACCACUCCCCUGCUUGUGGUAGACACGUGAACAAACAAACAGACAAACAGACAAAGGACAAAUUUCCGAGCGAGGACCAAAAACAAAAACAAAAACAAAAACAAAAGCAAAGGAAAAAAAGUGAGAAUUGACCGUCCGUUGUGUGUUUAAAAAUUAAUGAAUAAACUUUGAAAAAAAAAACAAACUAACAUAAACAAACAUUCACCUCUAAUCAUCAUCAUCACCAUCAUCACCAUCAAGCAAUAAGGAUCCCGUUUUCUGUGUAAAUAUACAUCUAUAGAAAACGGAGAGAUUUAUUCAAGAGUGUGAGAGGGAGAGAGAGAGAAAGAAAGAGAGCGAGAGAGCGAGAGCGAGCGAGCGAGCGAGAGAGAGAGAGAGAGAGAGAGAGAGAGAGAGAGAGAGAGAGAGAGAGAGAGAGAGAGAGAGAGAGAGAGAGAGAGAGAGUGAGGAAAGAAAGAAAAAAGUGUGUUUCAAGCUCGAAUGAAGAAAAUUUUUCCCCCUUAAGAAGUGAGAAAGGGAGAUAGUGAAAGAGAGAAAAUAGAUUUAUCUCCACUCAAGCUGUGAUAUAUACAAGUGUACCCUCCGAUUCCCGUUUUCUUCCGCCUCAUUCCGUUUUCUGUGCGACCAAGAGGGCUGGCGACAAACUGACAAGAAGCAAAACGUAAUUUAACAAGAGCAAAAAAAAAAAGAAAAAAAAAGAAAAAAGAAAAGAUAAAGAAAAAAAUAGAAGAGACAAAAGAGGAAGAGGAAGAAUAAGAAGAAAGGAACAGUAAACAAGAAGAGGAUCUGUGUUUUUUUCAACUUUUUCUCUUCUUCUCCGUCGAGUUCCCUUUUCUCUCUCUCUCUCUCUCUCUCUCUCUCUCUCUCUCUCUCUCUCUCUCUCUCUCCUGUUUCAUUUGUUGUUGUUUGUUCUUCUUUGGUGCUAAAAACAGCCAAAGUUUUAGAAUUUUUGAGCAAUUAAGAAGUUUAUUAAUUUCUAACAUUUUUGGACGUAAGACUAAAAAAAAAUGAUAAAUGUUUGUUUGUGAUACGUGGUGUUCUUAAGUAAUUUGUAAGUGUUAAGUGAAUACUAUUAGUACAGUUAAUUCUAUUGGCUUGGGAGACGUCUGAAGUGGUCGUCUAAGUAGGAAGAGUGAGUUUUAAGUGGGGUUUAGGUGAGAGUGAAAAUUUAAGUGGGAUUUUCAGAGAGAAUUUCAGGGUUUAAGUGAAGAUUUAAGUGAGAGUCUGGUGAUUUAAGUGAAAGUUUGAGGAUUUAAGUGAGAGUUUAAGUGGUGGUGCUGCCCAGAAUAAGGUGUUGACUGGCCUGGUGUUGGCUGUGCCCGGCUCUGAUGUGAUUCUACCUGUCCUCACCUGUCUUACUUCACCUGUCUGUUAUUUGCUGGUUGUUACUACUACUACUACUACUACUACUACUACUACUACUACUACUACUACUACUGUUGCUGCUUCUGCUGUUGUUGUUAUUGUUGUUGUUGUUGCUGCUCCUGUUCUUGUUGUUACUGAGAAAGGUUCUUGUAUCUCUCUCUUGUUCGUUAUUGCUCGUCUUUCUACUACUACUACUACUACUACUACUAUUACUACUACUACUACUACUACUACUACUACUACUACUACUACUACUACUACUUGUUACUGUUGCAGCUCAUCUCGUUGUUACUGUUGUUGUUGCUGUUGCUAUUGUUGAUAUUGUUGUUGUUGUUGUUGUUGUUGUUGCUGUUGUUGUUGUUGUUGUUGUUGUUGUUGACUCUAAGGGGUAUUCAACUGUCUGUCCAUCUGUCCAUCUCUCUGUCUGUCUGUCUGUCUGUCUGUCUGUCUGUUCGCCUGUCUCCGCCACGUGCCCCCGCGGCGCCUGCCAACACGGGCGUGAGGGGCGGCCUCAGCACGCCCCCCGCGCCACGCCCGCGCCCUGCCCUCCCGCCCAUCACCACGACUUCCCAAAGGCGAGAGAGGCCCGCCCACGGUCACCUGCUCCUGGCCGUGAACCCGGGACUCCGCCCACGCCACACCCACGCCCACGCCGCGCCCGCGCCUCGCCCCAUGAUGGCCGCCUGCACAGUGGGUGAACCGCACGCCCACGCUCACCAGCUCCUCACCUCUCUCUUCCCUCCUCUCACGCCCAUCGCCUCCUUCACCGCCGCGCCUCUGCACGCCCACGCCGCCCACCACCACCACCACCACCACCCGCUGCAGGACCCGCACGCACACCCGCACGCACACCACAUCCACCUGCCGCUGCAGGAGGCGCCUCCGCCGCCCACGCCCACUGCCGUGGCCGCCGCGCACCUCCCGCUCCAGAUGGCGCCCACACCACGCCCGCCAGUCCACCCACACCCGCCCCCACACCACCCACACCCCCACCCUCCGCCCCUCAAGGAGCCGCCCACGCCCACUUCCACCGCGCCGCCGCCUGCAUCCUCCUCCUCCUCCUCCGCGGGCGUGGGCAAGACUCCAUCCGGCGGGGGCGGCGUGGGUGGGGGUGGCGGGGGCAGCGCGCCGACCCCCCACCACCACCACCACCACCACGAGACCAGCGACAUGCGUACACUCUACGUGGGUAAUCUAGACGCGGGGGCCAGCGAGGAACUCCUUAUGGCAGUGUUCAGCCACAUCGGGCCUGUCAGGAGCUGCAAACUGAUACAUGAGCAAAGCGAGGAAUCUUCUGGCAACGAUCCUUACUGCUUCGUAGAGUUUGCUGAUCGACAGUCGGCUGAACACGCACUGCACACCAUGAACAAACGCCUCUGCUUAGGAAAGGUGAGGCAGGGGAGGGGCAAGGGCGAGGGGUGGAGGGAUGGAGGUGGGAGAGGGAUGCUGGGAGGGGCUGGUGGGAGGGAGGGGCUGGAGGAGUGCAAGCUGAGACAGGUUAAUUGA
Molecule: messenger RNA, 2959 nt
Organism: Scylla paramamosain (green mud crab)
Lineage: Eukaryota; Metazoa; Arthropoda; Malacostraca; Decapoda; Portunidae
Exons: 5
Coding region: 2126-2959 (277 amino acids)
Molecular function (GO): mRNA binding
Source: RefSeq, a predicted model, not a curated record